AUGAGUAACGUAGCCUCCGUGAGGAGGGCGGCGAGGAGCGCGGCGUCGUCGAGCGCGCUCCGAUCCCACCUCGGGUCCCUCCGAGGCUUCUGGGGCUCCUCCUCAUCGACCGCGGCGCUCGCCGCACCCGACGCCGCGUGGGGCACGCGAUGGACCCGUCGCAGCGCCGUCGUCGCCGCGCUGGGUGACACGCGCGGAACGUUCGAUCGAACGCGAGAUCCGCGGCGGCGCCUCCUCUCCAGCGACGCGAGGGGCGGCAACGUGGCGACCCGCGUGGUGACGGGCGGUGGGGGCGGCGGCGACACCGGAGUCGAGGACGAACGCAUCGUCGACCUCGAGCUUCACCUCGAGGCGUCCCAAUCGUACCUCUCCUACGCCAUGUCGGUCAUCGUCGGUCGAGCGCUCCCCGACGUCAGGGACGGCCUCAAGCCCGUGCACCGUCGCAUUCUCUACGCCAUGCACGAGCUCGGUCUCGACUCGAAGAAACCGUUCAAAAAGUGCGCGCGAGUCGUGGGCGAGGUGCUCGGCAAGUUUCAUCCUCACGGCGACCAAUCCGUGUACGACGCCCUGGUCAGGAUGGCGCAGGACUUCUCCAUGUCCUCGGCGCUGGUGGACGGCCACGGUAACUUCGGCUCGCUCGACGCGGAUCCCCCCGCGGCGAUGCGUUACACCGAGUGCCGCCUCAAGCCCGCCGCCGAGGCGAUGCUGCUGGCGGACAUCGGUCUCGACGCCGUCGACUUCACCGAGACGUUCGACGGAUCCCAGACCGAACCCGCGGUGCUCCCCGCGCGCUUACCCAACCUGCUCAUCAACGGCAGCACGGGCAUCGCCGUGGGCAUGGCUACGUCCAUCCCGCCCCACAACCUGAGGGAGGUUGCGAACGCGUUGGUUCGAUUCGCGUCGGAUCCGGAGAGGUGCACGCUGGAGGAUUUGCUGGAGGUGAUGCCCGCGCCGGACUUUCCCACGGGCGGCAUCAUCGUGCAACAGCGCGGGGGUUUCAAGGAGAUGUACCGCACGGGCAAGGGGGGCGUGAACCUGAGGGGCGCGGCGACGGUGGAGAAGGUUAGCGGCGGCGGCAGGAACGGCCAGGCUCGGGACGCGGUGGUGAUCACCUCCAUCCCGUACCAGACCAACAAGGCUUCGCUCUGCGAGCAAAUCGCGGACCUCGUCAACUCGAGGACCAUCGAGGGCGUGUCGGACGUGAGGGACGAGUCCGACAGGGACGGCAUGCGGGUCGUCGUGGAGAUUCGCAGGGGCGCGGACGCCAACUUUGUCCUCGACCAGCUCUACGCAAGGACGAAGCUGCAGACCAGGGUGAGCGUCAACCUGGUGGGUCUGGUGGGACGGGAACCCAAGGUGUUGUCGCUGAUGGAGAUAAUGCGGGAGUUCCUCGCGUUCAGGUGCGACGCCGUCGAGCGCAGGGCGAGGCACGAGCUCCAGAAGGCGUCCGGAAGGCUCCACGUCGUGGAGGGCUACCUCGCGGUGCAAGCCGCGCCCGACGCGGUUGUCGCCGCCAUCAGGGCGGCAAAGGACGGGCCCACGGCGCAGGCGGCGCUCCAGGAGAAGCCGUUCUGGCUCAGCGAGAAACAGGCGGAGGCUGUGCUGGCCAUGCCCCUGCGACGCCUGACCGGCCUCGAGCACGACAAGCUGAAGACUGAGGAGGCGGAGCUCACCGCUAGGGUGGAGGACCUGACCGGUUUGCUGGGUGACCGGUCGCGGGUCAUCGCCACCGUCGCGAGGGAGGCGAAGGAGCUCAGGGACACCUUCGGCGUCGACCGCAGGACCGACAUAGACACGGACGCGCAGAUCCACGCCAAGAAGAUGAACGUGACCCUCGAUAUGCUCAACUCCCCCUCGCUGGUCAUCAUGACCAACCGCGGGUACAUCAAGCGCAUCGACCCGGCGGUGUUUUCCAAGCAAAACCGGGCGACGCGCGGGAGGAACAUGGGCAAGAUGCGCGGCGGCGACGAGGUCACCAAGGUGACCCACUGCAACGGCCUCGACACCGUCCUCUUCUUCACCGACCGAGGCAGGGUCCACGCGGUUCGCGCGUUCAACAUCCCCCAGGCGUCCACCAGCGCCCUCGGCACCCCGUUCACUAGGGUGCUCAAGCUCGCGGAGGGCGAAUCCAUCACCGCCAUGCUCCCCGUGGACACGACCGAGGAGCCGGGCGAGGAGGGUGAGACCAGCCUCUGCUUCGUCACGGCGCGGGGCCUCAUCAAGCGGACCUGCGCCAGCGAGUUUGUCGGCAUCAGGAACAACGGCAAGAAGGCGCUGGUCCUGAGGAAGGGCGACAGGCUGAAGCACGUGGACAUCGUCAAGAAGGGCGACGGGAUCAUCAUCGGCGGCAUCGACGGGAGCGUCAUCCACUUCGACGCGGAUUCCGUCCGGGCGCAGGGCAGGGCGGCGGCGGGCGUCAAGGCGAUGGCUUUCAAGCCCGACGGUUUGGACGAUACCUCCGAGGACGACGACACCUCCGAGGCGCUCCCGGCGAACGCUUCGGCGGGCGACGUCGAAGACGACAGCGAGGAGGACGGCGAGGAUGAGGACGCCAAGGGGCCGAUGCUCUUCUUCGUGUCCAGCGACGGCAGGGGCAAGCGCAUCUCCGUCGCGCAGUUUGCGCAGCAGUCGAGGGCGGGGCGAGGUAAGAAGGGGAUGGGCCUGAUGAAGGGGAGCAAGCUCGCCGCGCUCUGCCUCACCGGCCUCGACUCGGACGAGCACGAGCACGUCAUCAUAGGAAGCCAGGGCGGCGUCAUGAACAGGUACGACGUCGCCAGCAUCAGGCCGCAGUCGGGCCGCGCCGCAAAGGGCGUGAACGUGAUGAAGCUCUCCGACGGUGACACGGUCAGGGACAUCACGUUGCUCCCGGCGGAGCUCGGUGACGAUGAGUAA
Molecule: messenger RNA, 2892 nt
Organism: Micromonas commoda
Lineage: Eukaryota; Viridiplantae; Chlorophyta; Mamiellophyceae; Mamiellales; Mamiellaceae
Exons: 3
Coding region: 1-2892 (963 amino acids)
Biological process (GO): DNA topological change
Cellular component (GO): cytoplasm; DNA topoisomerase type II (double strand cut, ATP-hydrolyzing) complex
Molecular function (GO): ATP binding; DNA topoisomerase type II (double strand cut, ATP-hydrolyzing) activity; DNA binding
Source: RefSeq, a predicted model, not a curated record